ACGAGGCGUCCCGCUCCCAGGCAGCUGGCAGCGAGCCAGGCGGGAGCCUCAGAGCCCGGGCGGGCGGAGUGGAGCAGCGCGCGCGCGCAGGCGGGCGCUGGCGAAGCUGCUGCUGCUGCUGCUGGCCCGUGUGCGCGCCUGUCCAGCUCGGCUUGCAUCAGACAAACCUCCCAGCUUGGGCCGCCUCCCCCUCUGCCUCUGCUUGUCCCCGGGAGCGGGGCACAGGUGUUCACUUCGCCAGCGCGCUGCUGCAGCUGCUCCCGGCAAAGCCUCGGACCUGCGAGCCGCCGGCACCCAAGGCCCUGCAAAAAUGCUGUGGAAAGCGCAUCAGCUGCUGAGGAAAUUCUCCACCACGGCCACAGCUUAUCAACAUAAGCUAAAGCUAGCUCUGAUAGGUCAGAGUAUUUUUGGUCAAGAAGUCUAUAGACACCUGCAGAAAGAGGGACAUAGAGUCGUGGGAGUGUUCACCAUUCCAGAUGUGAAUGGGAAAGCUGACCCUUUGGCACUGGCAGCAGAGAAAGAUGGCACCCCUGUUUUUAAGUUCCCCAGAUGGAGAGUUAAGGGCAAGCCUAUCCAGGAAGUAGUUGAAGCCUACAAAUCAGUUGGAGCAGAUCUAAAUGUACUUCCAUUCUGUACGCAGUUCAUCCCCAUGGAUGUUAUUGACAGUCCUAAGCAUGGAUCAAUUAUCUACCAUCCAUCCAUCCUUCCCCGCCACAGAGGAGCUUCAGCUAUCAAUUGGACUUUAAUUCAAGGAGAUAAAAAAGCAGGGUUUACUAUUUUCUGGGCUGAUGAUGGUCUGGACACUGGACCAAUUCUUCUGCAGCGGGAAUGUGAUGUAGGACGGAACAAUACCGUGGAUGACUUAUAUAAUCAUUUUCUUUUCCCAGAAGGCAUAAAAGCUAUGGUAGAAGCUGUCCAGCUAAUUGCUGAUGGUAAAGCUCCUCGGAUACCUCAACCUGAAGAAGGGGCAACAUAUGAAGGGAUCCAGAAGAAAGAAAAUGCAGAGAUUUCUUGGGACAAGCCUGCAGAAGCUUUGCAUAACUGGAUCCGAGGGCAUGAUAAAGUACCUGGAGCUUGGACAGUGAUUGAUGGCCAGAUGGUUACUUUCUAUGGGUCAUCAUUACUUGAUGGGCCAGUGCCUCCUGGACAACCAUUGGCAAUAAAAGGCACCACAAAACCUGGGCUUAUAACCAAAAAUGGCCUAGUUCUUUUUGGUAAUGAUGGAAAGAUGUUGUUGGUGAGAAAUCUACAAUUUGAGGAUGGAAAAAUGAUCCCUGCAUCUAAAUACUUUUCAUCUGAUGAGAUGUCUGUCAUAGAACUUACAGAAGAGGAGAAAAAGAUGGCAGAAGAUAUCAAGACCAUUUGGAAGGGAAUUUUGAGCAAUGUUGCUGUAAUUGAGGAUUCUACAGACUUCUUCAAAUCUGGAGCAUCCUCGAUGCAUGUUGUCAGAAUGAUUGAAGAGAUCAAACAAAAAUAUGGUGGACUUCAGCUGCAGAAUGAAGAUGUGUAUAUGGCCACUAAGUUUGCAGACUUUAUUCAGAUGGCUGUGAGGAAACUGAGGGGAGAGGACAAAGAAGAAGAAUUAGUCAUAGAUUAUGUUUCAAAAAAUGUUAACAAUAUGACUGUGAAGAUGCCUUACCAGUGUUUUAUAAAUGGACAGUUUCUGGAUGCUGAAGAGGGAAAAACAUAUGACACUAUAAAUCCAACAGAUGGAUCAAUAAUAGCAAAGGUGUCUUAUGCUUCAGUGGCUGAUGUUGACAAGGCAGUAGCAGCAGCAAAAGAUGCAUUUGAAAAUGGUGAAUGGGCAAGAAUGAAUGCAAGGGAAAGAGGGAGAUUAAUGUACAGACUUGCUGACCUGAUGGAAGAACACCAAGAGGAAUUAGCAACAAUUGAGGCCAUUGACUCAGGAGCUGUCUACACUUUAGCUUUGAAGACCCAUGUAGGAAUGUCUGUGGAAACAUUCAGAUACUUUGCUGGAUGGUGUGACAAAAUUCAGGGUUCUACAAUCCCAAUUAGCCAGGCCCGCCCAAACCAUAACCUAACAUUCACCAAGAAGGAACCCAUAGGAGUCUGUGCAAUUGUUAUCCCUUGGAAUUACCCACUGAUGAUGCUUGCAUGGAAGAGUGCAGCAUGCUUGGCUGCAGGCAACACGUUAGUUCUCAAACCAGCACAGGUCACUCCUUUGACUGCCUUAAAGUUUGCAGAGCUCUCAGCUAAAGCAGGAUUUCCCAGAGGCGUUAUAAAUAUUCUACCUGGUUCAGGUGGUUUAGUGGGACAGCACAUGUCUGAACACCCAGAUAUCCGCAAACUUGGAUUUACUGGUUCAACUCUUAUUGGUAAACAGAUCAUGAAGAGCUGUGCAGUCAGUAAUCUGAAGAAAGUUUCCCUUGAACUUGGUGGUAAAUCCCCACUGAUCAUUUUUGAGGACUGUGAACUUGACAAAGCUGUGAGAAUGGGCAUGGGAGCAGUAUACUUCAACAAGGGAGAAAACUGCAUUGCAGCUGGAAGACUGUUUGUGGAAGAAUCAAUUCAUGAUGAGUUUGUUAGGAGAGUGGUGGAAGAAAUAAAAAAGAUGAAAAUUGGUGACCCGCUCGAUAGAGCCACAGAUCAUGGUCCACAGAAUCAUAAGGCUCAUCUGGAAAAGCUGCUGGAAUAUUGUGAAAUUGGAGUGAAAGAAGGAGCAACAUUAGUGUACGGAGGAAGACAAGUAUGUAGACCAGGUUUCUUCAUGGAACCCACUGUAUUUACAGAUGUUGAAGACCAUAUGUACCUUGCCAAGGAAGAAUCCUUUGGUCCUGUUAUGGUAAUUUCAAAGUUUAAGAAUGGGGAUGUCGAUGGAGUGUUAAAAUGCGCAAACAGCACAGAAUAUGGCUUAGCUUCAGGGGUUUUCACAAGAGACCUAAGCAAAGCUCUGUAUGUUAGUGAAAAUCUAGAAGCAGGAACAGUUUUCAUUAACACAUAUAACAAAACUGAUGUGGCAGCACCAUUUGGUGGAUUCAAACAAUCUGGCUUUGGAAAAGAUUUAGGUGAAGAAGCUCUUCAUGAGUACCUCAGAACUAAAGCUGUAACUGUGGAGUAUUAAAGAAACUGCUCAGCCUGACUGCCAAAGCAAACCCCUUGCUGACAGCCUCAAUUUUAAGUACUCUGUUAAGCACUUAAUACAAUGCCCAGGAUAUACUUUCUGAAGUAGUACCACUAACAAAAAGCAAGUAGUAUUUAUCCAUGGAAAAUUGUAAGGACCAAAUUCUAGCC
Messenger RNA from Mauremys mutica (yellowpond turtle), 3252 nucleotides. It is a transcript of the gene ALDH1L2, whose product is annotated as aldehyde dehydrogenase 1 family member L2. The record is from RefSeq and is a predicted model, not a curated record. The transcript has 23 exons. Lineage: Eukaryota; Metazoa; Chordata; Testudines; Geoemydidae. Gene Ontology annotation, molecular function: aldehyde dehydrogenase (NAD+) activity; formyltetrahydrofolate dehydrogenase activity. Gene Ontology annotation, cellular component: cytoplasm. The coding region runs from base 311 to 3082 and encodes 923 amino acids. Gene Ontology annotation, biological process: one-carbon metabolic process; 10-formyltetrahydrofolate catabolic process; biosynthetic process.